UAGGGGAACACGGGCAGCCGAUCUAAGAAUCAUCGCCAAGGGAGUUAUCCGAGUGCCGAUUACGACUCGGGACAGUCCAAUUCCAACUAUAACAGACAGUCAUUGCCUACGAGACGGUACCGCAGAGAUGACAGCAAUGAGAAGAGCAAACGUCAGAAGGCGGCUGUGACGGGCAGCAAUAACAGACUUUUGGGGAACAAUCGUUUCAGAAACAUGACCAAAACCGGAGGAAAUCAGCCGGGCAAAGGAACGUACCUCGACAAAAUGGACGCCUGCACAAUACAUUGCGUGUUCAAUCAAUUAGAAAUGCUGAACUCGAACUCUCGUCCAGACAAAUAUUCAAUAGUUAACAUCAUGACCAAUCAAAUAAAAGACGUCGAAUUGAAGGAAUUCAUACAGGACUCUAUCGACGAAUGUUUCGACACUCUCGAGCUGGACUCGCAUAAUAACAAAUGCGAAUUUUCGAAAAACUUCGCUGUGUGCAUGGAGAAUAAAGCUCAAAGGAAUUGCGACGAUUGGGAUGAAAACUUGUCCGCGAACAAAAUCAACUCUGCCGGCUUGCAAGACGGAACCAACCAGCAAGACAAAAGAAAAGGAUAUUAAAAAAGUUUCUGCGUAGAAAAAUAUUAAUGUGAUUGAUUAAGUUAUUUCAACUAUUUAUUAAACGUUUAAAAGUCGACAUUAUUCUGUGUUU
Acyrthosiphon pisum (pea aphid) is the source of this 694-nucleotide messenger RNA. It is a transcript of the gene Obp59a, whose product is annotated as Odorant-binding protein 59a. Gene Ontology annotation, molecular function: odorant binding. The record is from RefSeq and is a predicted model, not a curated record. Lineage: Eukaryota; Metazoa; Arthropoda; Insecta; Hemiptera; Aphididae. Bases 214 to 603 code for a protein of 129 amino acids. The transcript is spliced from 5 exons.